CUAUGAACAAUUUGAACUCUCGUUGCGUGAGUGAUUUUAGAAUUAUAACUAAUUAAUAACAAUUAGCUCUCACAUUUAAAGGUUGAUGGUUCACAGGUUGACAAUCAAUUCAUUCAUUCUGCUUUUCGUUAACUGCAAGCAGACAUCAAAAACUUGUUGUUUUUUUAAUAUCUGGAGCUUAUUCUGUUGUAGGUUGCUUUACAUGCAUUACAGUCACGAAAGACACCAAGUUUGUUUAUGAGUGUAUUUUUGUAUUUCUAGUAAAGUUUAUAUAGAACAAAUAAAAUUUAACAGCGAAACAAUGUGGCAGCUACCACACAAGGAAACAUUGAUAUCUCAUUCCAUUCGUACCAAGAAGUGACUGCUCUUGAUUGUAUUUUUUUUUGAAGUUUUCAGGAAGUGAAGUAGUUAAGGAUGGCACAGAGAUACAGUCCGUAUUUCCAGCGAGACAAUACAGAGCUUGCUGAACAAGGGAUGACCACAAAUGGCGCAUGUACGCCGAAGAAGAAGAAGACGACCUCUAAGGAAGAGCGUUUGCGCACACCUGAUAAAAGGUUUGGAGGCCUAACUGAAGAAGAUGUUCAAAAGUUGUUGCUUCCAGAUCAUCUUGCAGAGCACUUGGACAUCAUCUUUGUUGGCAUCAAUCCAGGACUAGUUUCAGCGUACAAAGGACAUCACUACUGUGGAAACAAUAACCAUUUUUGGCCGUUGUUGUAUGAAAGUGGAUUGAUUCAAGAAAAGCUAACAUACGAAAAAGAUUUCAAAUGUUUACAGUAUGGUAUUGGAAUGACAAACAUAGUAGCUAGAACGACACGGAGUGCAGCAGAGUUAAGCAGAGCGGAGAUAAAGGCAGGCAAGGAAUCACUUCAGCAAAUGAUCCGUACAUUGAAACCCCUUAUUCUCUGUUUUAAUGGCAAAGGAAUCUAUGAAAUUUUCUCUGGCAAGAAAUGUCAAACAGGCAGGCAGAAAGACUUCGAAAAUGUGGCAGUGUACGUGAUGCCGUCCACAUCAGGGUUGGUUGCGCAGUAUCCGCGCAAAGAAGACAAGUUGAUAUUCUUUCAAGAGCUGAAAAAACUUCGAGAUGAAGAGAAGAACAAAAAGAACAAAAUCAAGGAAGAAAGUGUAGAAACAGGAGGAGGGAAUGUAGAAACACAGUCAUAAUUCCGGAUUUUGGUCUGAAUGUUGAUUAUUUUGUGAUGAAUGGGAAGGUGGGUUUCCACGACGCAAGUUGCGGAUUGUGAAAUCGGCAGCGAAUUAUUUGUGAAAUCUUUGAUUUUUCUCAAGAAAAGAAAAAUAUGCGGCGAAGUUGACAUUUUGAUUUGUUUUGUUUUUUCCAAAAAUAGACACGAUUGAGUUUGUUGUGACUGUUAGCGUUAACAUCGCAUUGUUUAAAAAAUGUUAGAACUAUUUCUGCAAAGCGAAGAUACAAUUCUCGGCGAAUUGACCUUCCCAAUGGAUACAUGAUUAUUUCCACACGCCUGUAACUUAUACAAUGAAUUCUAUAUUUGCUACUUUAUUCAUUUUAUUUAACAUUUGUGAUUUUUAUUGUAAAUAUUAUUUAUAUAAUAAUAGAAUGUUACAACUA
Hydractinia symbiolongicarpus is the source of this 1585-nucleotide messenger RNA. Its product is annotated as G/T mismatch-specific thymine DNA glycosylase-like. The record is from RefSeq and is a predicted model, not a curated record. The coding region runs from base 415 to 1161 and encodes 248 amino acids. The transcript is spliced from 8 exons. Gene Ontology annotation, molecular function: mismatch base pair DNA N-glycosylase activity. NCBI's taxonomy places the organism in Eukaryota, Metazoa, Cnidaria, Hydrozoa, Anthoathecata, Hydractiniidae. Gene Ontology annotation, cellular component: nucleus. Gene Ontology annotation, biological process: base-excision repair, AP site formation.